AUGUCCACGCCAUGUAUGAACGUGGAACACGCGAGCUUGCUGCUCUGUCUGGCCGACGCUAACAAAGCCGAGGAUGCAGCUGGAGUAGAGGAAGAAGACGCCUCUGUCGGCCUGGAAAAUAGCCGCCCAGAGGUGUCUACUGAGGAGGGACCGGGUACGAACAACCCGCGUGAGCCCGAUGAUAGUCCCUCGGACAUGUGGACUAAGCGACAACAGGAAUACGAUUUUCUGCGACUGAUAGAAGAAGCACCAGAAGACGAUGAUGCUGAGGAAGAUCUGUACUCUCGCAUUUCAGAUGCUUGCAUUGCCAUGUUACGGGCUCACCAUUGGCUCUCGAUCGAUCCACGUCAAUUUUCUCUUCAACAAUUCUACGUGCCCGAGACACUUUACUUCAAGUUGCUGGAAGAUAUGGGCAGGCUCACAUACUUAAAGGCGUCACCUACUGAAGAUCACCCUCCACAACAAACAACUGGGCAAACCCCUCCAGCCCCGACAGGGCCGGCACCUGACCUGCCAAUCGUACGCAGAGUUGAGCCUUAUGAGAAGUCGCCCAAGACGUCGGACCAAUCUCAACAAGUACAGGUCAAUCGUCUCCCUUCACCUACCGAAAAGAGGACAGUAUAUUCACCCGUUACAACGGCUCUAAAGUCUACUCCGUCGACGAGUCCGAACGUCCGUGCCAACGCCGACACUGACGUCCUUGACACCAACCGCAACACCAACCGCAACACCAAUCGCAACACCAACCGCAACACCAACCGCAACACCAACCGCAACACCAACCGCAACACCAACCGCAACACCAACCGCAACACCAAUAGCAACAACACAAGCUUGUUUUCGGUUGCCGCCUUUGACGCUAUGUAG
Molecule: messenger RNA, 867 nt
Organism: Fonsecaea monophora
Lineage: Eukaryota; Fungi; Ascomycota; Eurotiomycetes; Chaetothyriales; Herpotrichiellaceae
Exons: 3
Coding region: 1-867 (288 amino acids)
Source: RefSeq, a predicted model, not a curated record